CAGGUCACAGUGAGCAGAACCAUUCUUCUUUCUAGUGACAGAUCAGUCCAGUCCGGUCCAUCCGCCACAUAGCCAGCUUGAAAGACAAACAUAGGUACUGCAUCGUCUCACCUGGUACCACACACACACACACACACACACACACAAACACAUCAGGCGGAGCUACAUCACCGCAUUCUUCUGCCUCCUGCAUAGAGGUAGAUGAAGACUGGAUGCUAACCGCAUCAUGCACUCAGAUAAUUCUCUCAAAGCGUUUUUAUGAGCAUAGGAGAGGUUCUAAUAACAAUUCUACUGCAGAAUGCACUGAUGGCAGUAACGAUGAAUGCAAGGUAAAGAGACCCUGUUUCCCAAAUGAUGCGGACGGACAGCAAAGGCCGCAGUGCCUCCCCUCACAGGAUAACUUAUAAGUCUGACUUCCAGGCCAUUAAAUGCUCAUUCGACACAGGAACCAGUCUACAACCAGGAACCAAAGCUGCUUCACCACACUCUGUGCACCAAAUUGGAGUGUUAUCCAGCCUGUCUGAACCGAUAAUGUCUCACACCAGCACCAGCGGCAGCGUGGGCAGCAGAGGGAGAGUCCACAGUACCAGAGGGACCAAGAUCAGAGAGAACAUUUUUCUCCAAAUGGACAGCCAGCAGGUACGACAACAUGGUGGUCCAUCACUGAAUUCUGGCUUCACUCCUCUCCUUUCUCCAUGUGUUUCAAGCCAACAGCUGCAGUCUUCUAAAUCUUCUCUUGGAUCUAGGUGUUCCUUUUUCAGUUUCCCAGGUGCUCUGAGCACUCCAUCAAGCAUUUCUAUACCUGAAUCCUCUCUGCUAGAGAAACCAUCUACAUCAGAAGAAAUGGCAGAUGUAGACAGAGCUGCUUUGGCUCAGAAAUUCUCUGUGACUCGGAGAUUGUUUGAGAAUAAGGUGAUGGAGGUUGGAGGUGGUGGUGGGAGGUGUUCAAGACUUGCAGCUUUCACAGAAUCCAAGGGGAUGACAGAUGUAAGAGUCAGCCAGGAGGAGAAAGCAAAGGAGGCAAGUGGAACAGGGAAGUGUGCAGAGGACAACAGCUUGGAUACGGAAAACUCCUCAAAUCUUACUCUCAUGGAUGUUCCUUCUCCAAGUCCUGUAUCAGCAUCCAAUGCUCCAGAGGAACUGCCUUUCACCUCACUGUCCAACCUUAACAAACACGACCAAAAUAAAAUGCCCAAACUUGAGGGAGAAAUGGCAGAAAGGUCUGUUGGCUCCUGCUGCACCGCCGAACAACCAGUGAGGGCAGAACUAGUCGACAUAAAGAAUGAGUCAUCAGAAAGUGAUGAGAAUGAAGAGGAAAAGGAGCAAAGGGAACGCAUUAACUGGAUUAAGGAUGAGGGGGAAACCUGUGUGAUGACAGCAGCAGGAGAAAGUGUGCAGGACCUAGUGGAUGAUGUUUUUGAGGAACUCUGCAUGGACACAGCACCGGGAUGCAAAACAUCUGUCCACCCUCGUAUGUUGCAGCAAAGCAUCGUGCUAAGGGCUGCAGAAGGUACACCAGACAAUUCCUCACAGAACCAUCAGGAGUUAUCUGAAAGCAUGCAAGCUGAAAGUGAGGAAAAUAAUGGUGAAGGAAGAAACAUGUUUGAGCAGGUGAAUCAAGAAUGGGAGGGUGAAAAGGAGGAGUGCAAAGAACGUAACAGAGCAUGUAGUACAGGGGCUGACAUGCCAAGAGAAAUGGAGGACGCCAAGAAGAACAAGACUGAAGCAGCAGAAGAAAGAGCUCGAAAAGGAGAACCAGGUAUAAUGCUGGAGGGGGAAGCUGAGUGUCACCCAGCAGCAAAGGGGGUGGGAGAGGGGUUAGAGGAAGGAUGCAGCCAAAGUGAAGGAGAGCCAAGAAACAGAGAAGAGGCAAAUGAGAUGGAAGCAGUUCCAGAAUCUGAAUACCAAAAAGGGCCUGCCGAUGUGGACGUCAAGCCAGAUGAGCAGAUUGGCAGCAGUCCUGGACAAGCAGAGUCUAAUGGGAUAGCUGUUGGAGACGGAGAAGUAGACCAAACACAAUCUGCUGUUGUCUUUGAUAUAGAGAACAGGGCUUUUGCUGAUGACCAAGAACAGGAAUCUCAGCCUCAUCCUGAUCAGUCACCAGGACAGGAUUGUGGAAGCUGUCUGGAUCCUGAAAAUCAAGUUCGAUUGCAAUAUGAGGAGAUUUGUGGUGUCUCUGAACUGGAUGACGAGGAGGGUGAAUGUUCUGCUGACACUUCAGAAAGAAAAGUCAGCUUCUCCUCAGCACCAAUCAAGGUGUACAGCACAUAUUCUAAUGCAGAGUACGACAGACACAAUGAGGACAUUGACCCAGUGUCUGCCUCGGCAGAGUAUGAACUGGAGAAGAGGGUGGACAGGAUGCACGUUUUCCCAGUAGAGAUAGAAAAGGGAGAUGAUGGUCUGGGUAUCAGUAUAAUAGGAAUGGGCGUAGGAGCUGACCAAGGAUUGGAGAAGCUUGGAAUCUUUGUAAAGACAAUCACUGAGGGAGGAGCAACACAGAAGGAUGGGAGGAUUCAGGUGAAUGACCAGAUAGUGGAGGUGGAUGGGGUGAGUUUGGUUGGAGUCUCUCAGCUGUUUGCUGCCACAGUCCUCAAGAAUACAUCAGGUCUGGUCAAAUUUUUGAUUGGUCGUGAGAAGGAGGGAGUGGAGAGUGAAGUGGCACGACUAAUUAAUGAAAGCCUGGAAAUGGACAACACAUCUAGAAAGAUCGCACAAGCAAGUGGCGAUGAGGGCAGUGAUGGGAACAUGUCUGAGAAAUGGUCAGAGGCCGAAGAAGACGAUGAUGAGGAUGUAUCUGUUCUCUCUAGUCUGGAGAACUACCAACUGUGCCUCAAAUAUCAGCAGCUCCAGUCAAAGCUGCAGCACAGAACAGCGCAGCUUCACAGCGUUAGAGAAAAGUUACAUACACUGAAGGAGCAGCAGGCCUGUUGGGAAAGUCAGAAGGCUGAUUUGGAACAAAGACUGGAGGAUGGAGAGGAGAAAGCUGACAAAUUAGAAAAGUAUUGGCAAGAGGCCCAGACACUGUGCAGGGUUGUGAGCCAAAGGCUGGCUGAUGCUCAGAGUCAAUCAGAAAGUCUGGAGAUCAAAUACAGCAAAGCUAAAAGACUGGUCAGGGAGUACCAGAGCAGAGAAGAGGAGUGGGAGAAAAGAGAAAGAGAUUUGAGGAGAGAGAUAGAGGAAAGAGACCAGCAAAUUAAAGAGAGAGUAGAAAGAUUGCAAAACCAGAUAGCUCAACUUGAGAGGAAAGAGCUGGUGUCUGAAAGGUACAACUGCUCUGUGGACACUUCUGUUAUGACUCCAGAUUGGUAUAUUCCAGUUCCUGACACAGGACGUCUAGAUUCCAGUGUUCACAUAGCCAGAGCUCAGCUGGCCCAGAAAGCCAAACGUCAUCCGCCAUCACGGGACAAACUCAGAGAAAGCUUCAGAAAACAGGAAGACGAAGUCCAGAAAUUCCUGGAGAGCCAAUCGCUGCCUGUUCCAGUAGGGUUGGGGCAAAGAAGUAGUCAGAGUGGCCAGUCCAGUACUUCCUCUUUCUCUGCCCUUAGUCCUCAAACCCCCAACACCUCAGUCUUCACCCCUCCAAGUUCCAUCAGUGCCACUGUCAUUCCCUCACCGUGCAAAUCCUCAGCAUCCAGAAAAACCAAAAGGAAGUUUCCUGACUUUAGCGGACUCCGUAAGUCUCUCAGCAAAAGACGAAGUGAUAAAAAGGCCAAAAAGUCACUGAACAACAGGGCUUCAUCUACUGAGCUGGUGGGUGAUCCUGAUGGAGUUUCCCCUUCAAGUUCAGUCACCUCUAUGCCUUCUUGCCUUUUGAUUCCGUGGUUUGGAGAUCGAGGGAGGGAGAAACAGGAGGAGGAGAACAGCAGUAGGGAGAAGCUUCGCUCCGUGUCCAGCAGCAGCCUGCCAUACCUCACCACCACAGGUAGAAGAGAUCAGAACAUUGGUUCUCCAGUGGGCAGCUCCAGCAUGGUGUGUCAUAUCUCUGAUCACUCCCUUUCUGGACACUCUCACACUUUCACCUUUUCCUCCACUGAGACCCUGGGAAAUGACCCAGAUCCCACCAAUAACAACCAGUGGCAAUCUCUCCCUGUUUUGGAAUGGACCAACCAGCAGGUGUGCCUGUGGCUGAUUGCUAUGAACAUGGAGUCAUACAUGGCCGAGUUCACUGCCAGAGGUGUGGACGGGACACAGCUUGUCAACAUGGACAGUGAGAAACUCAAGGCUCUGGGGGUGUGCAAUCAAAGUGAUCGCGCAUUUCUGAAGAAAAGGCUGAAGGAGAUGAGAAAGCAAGUGGAAAAAGAACAGAAGGACAGAGAGAAGAUACUGAAACAAGAAAAGGAGAAAGACAGGGAUGCAUUUUUGGAGGAGCAAGAAGGACGAGAGAAAGACAAGAUGAUGAUGAUGAUGAUAGAGGACAAGCCUAUAAAGGAGGCCAGUCGCAGUGGCAAAACUGUAAGAACUGAGUCACUCUUAUAAAGGACGGGCAGAGGCGAUGUAAUUCACCAAAACCAGCAUGAGGUCUUCUGCUGUUUCACAUCUGGAUAACUAUCAUUUAAAGUCAGAAAGGUUUUUAUCUUUAGGGCCAAAGCAGAGGUUGAAUCCAGCAUCAAUCUUUCUAAAUCAGUUUCAGUUGUAAUAUGUGACAAUGUACUACUGUUUCACAGUAAUUAUUUUUAAAUUAUGAUUAGAAUGAUUUUAUUAUUUUUGUGCUUAUUUAAGCACACAGGCAUCUGCUAUAUAUGCUUUUUUUUAAUGUUAAUAAAUAAUGAUUUAAACUUC
Molecule: messenger RNA, 4779 nt
Organism: Thalassophryne amazonica
Lineage: Eukaryota; Metazoa; Chordata; Actinopteri; Batrachoidiformes; Batrachoididae
Exons: 20
Coding region: 352-4476 (1374 amino acids)
Biological process (GO): calcium-mediated signaling; actin filament organization; neuron projection development
Cellular component (GO): cytoplasm; dendrite; postsynaptic density
Molecular function (GO): actin filament binding
Source: RefSeq, a predicted model, not a curated record